AUGUUACCGAUAAGCCGAGCGUUGUGCCGAGUCGGCCGGACGCCCCGACUCUCGGCAAGGAGAAACGAUGUCUUAUCGUUCCUCAUCCGCCACCAGUCGUCGGCGGCAGCAGAUGCGACGCUCCCGUUGGCGGGAUAUCGGGUCCUUGAUAUGACGAGGGUCCUCGCAGGUCCUUAUUGUACUCAGAUCCUGGGCGACUUAGGUGCAGAAGUUAUCAAGAUUGAGCACCCUACCCGUGGUGAUGACACGCGUGCCUGGGGGCCGCCCUACGCCCCAUACCGAGCAGGAUCCGACCAUGAGGGUCCCGGCGAGUCUGCGUAUUUUCUAGGUGUCAAUCGCAACAAGAAGUCUCUCGGCCUCUCAUUCCAGCAUCCAGAAGGCGUCGAAGUAUUGCACAAGCUAGCGGCAAAAUGCGAUAUCCUCGUCGAGAACUAUCUCCCGGGGAGUCUAAAGAAGUACGGCAUGGAUUUUGAGACAAUUCACAAGAUCAAUCCAUCUCUCAUCUACGCCUCCAUUACUGGGUACGGACAGACGGGACCGUACGCACAGCGCGCCGGCUACGACGUCAUGGUAGAAGCCGAGUUCGGCCUGAUGCACAUCACGGGGAGCCGCGACGGACCGCCAGUCAAAGUAGGUGUCGCUGUGACGGAUCUGACGACUGGCUUGUAUACGAGUAACAGCAUCAUGGCGGCAUUACUAGCACGGGCAAAGACCGGGCGUGGUCAGCAUAUUGACGUGGCUCUAAGCGACUGCCAAACCGCGACACUCGCCAACAUUGCGAGCAGCUGUCUAAUAAGUGGCAAACGGGAUACGGGGCGAUGGGGCACGGCACAUCCAUCUAUCGUGCCAUACAAGUCGUUCAAGACAAAAGACGGCGAUGUCCUCUUUGGCGGGGGCAACGACAGGCUCUUCGGCAUCUUAUGCGACGGGCUAGGACGGCCUGAAUGGAAGACAGAUGCAAAGUACAGCGUGAACUCGCAGCGGGUCGCGAACCGCGACGAGCUGGAGGCGGAAAUCGAGAAGAUCAGCGUGCUCAAGACUACGCAGGGGUGGCUCGAUGUGUUCGAGGGCAAGGGCAUGCCGUACGCCGCGGUGAACGACGUCCAGGACACGCUCAACCACGAGCACACGCGUGCGCGGGGCAUGGUGGUUGAGCUGGAGCAUGGCGAGUGCGGGCCGAUCAAGGUGGUCAACACCCCUGUCAAAUACAGCGAUAGCAGCCCAGGCGUACGGACCGCGCCGCCGACGCUGGGACAGCAUACGGACGAGGUUCUGAGUGGCCUGCUUGGACUUGACGCUGAUGCUAUCUCUGCGCUUAAGGAUGCUGGGGCCGUCAGGUAG
Molecule: messenger RNA, 1341 nt
Organism: Xylaria bambusicola
Lineage: Eukaryota; Fungi; Ascomycota; Sordariomycetes; Xylariales; Xylariaceae
Product: CoA-transferase family III domain-containing protein
Exons: 5
Coding region: 1-1341 (446 amino acids)
Molecular function (GO): catalytic activity
Source: RefSeq, a predicted model, not a curated record